ACUCCCCAUUAAUAAACAUUUUACUCUUCUCCAUUCACCCCUUCUUCUUCUUCUUCCUGAAGAUAAAGACAUUAAAAAUGAUCUCUUUUCAAACAUACCAGCAUCUCAUACGAGCUGUUCUGCUUCUCUCUAG
This is a messenger RNA of Racocetra persica, 133 nucleotides long. NCBI's taxonomy places the organism in Eukaryota, Fungi, Glomeromycota, Glomeromycetes, Diversisporales, Gigasporaceae. The record is from the annotation of a GenBank genome assembly.